AUGUGGAAGCUGCCAUUCCUCUCUCGGAACGUCCUAUUUGCCCUCUGUGGGCUGGCGGCCAACGCACAAUCUCUGCCAUCCGACCGCACGGUAUAUUCGUCUCAAUUGUACGACUGGGGAUUUCUAGGCCCAUACCCGCAACAAUCAUAUAAAUCUUGGUCGGGAACGGCGCCUCGUUUGAAUUUCGUGCGCUGGGACGAACAAUGCGGCGACUCUGGGUUAAACUUCAUCUCGCCCCGCGGGCACAUGGUAUCUGCACCAGGGCCCUUGAUCAUGGAUUCGCGCGGCGAAUUGGUGUGGUCGGAGGAUAGGUACGGACAAGCCAUGGAUUUCAAGGUCCAACAGUAUCGGGAACAGAACUAUUUGACAUUCUGGACGGGGUCAGAUUCGGGCACAUUUGGUACGGGCUCUUAUGUGAUGCUAGAUUCGUCGUACCAGAUAUACAAGAUGGUGAACCCCGCCAGUGGCCUGCGCGGCGACUUGCACGAAUUCGAAAUCACGCGUAAUGGCACGGCGUUAAUGACGGUUUAUGAGCCGACCCCAGCAAAUCUUUCGGCCUUUGGUAUUGUUGGGGAUGGCUGGAUCUACGACAGCAUCUUCCAGGAAAUCGAUAUUGAGACAGGUGAGCUGGUUUUCGAAUGGCGAGCUUCAAGGCACUACGACAUCCAAGACACUUUCCACACCAUCGAGGCCGAAGCGCGGCGUCCAGAUUCCUCGGGUCGCAAAAUCUCGCAUGUUGGCGAAAGCCCGCAGACGGCGUGGGAUUUCUUCCACAUCAACAGCAUCGACAAGGACGAGGAAACGGGGAAUUACUACGUCUCCUCGCGCUAUUUGCACACGGUUACAUGCAUCAACCCGCAUGGCGACAUACUCUGGAUCUUAGGCGGGAAGAAGAAUCAAUUCACAGACCUGUCCAUGGGCGGGGCAACGAAUUUCUCAUUUCAGCAUCAUGUGAGGGCGCAUGCGAAUAACACUCUUACCAUCUUCGACAAUGGGAAAUAUGACAGUCUGUCUGACAACGCAGAGUACAGUCGGGGUUUGGAGAUCUCGCUGGAUCUGGAGAAGAUGACAGCCAGCCUUGUCCGAGAAUACGUGCAUCCCGACCACCGACUCGUGGGAAGCCAGGGUUCAGUCCAACUCCUCCCUAACUCGGAUCAUGCUCUUGUCGGCUGGGGCUACGUGCCUGCAUACACCGAAUUCGACGGGCAGGGUGAAAUCUUGUGUGACGUGCACGUUGCUCCGUCCAUCUUCUGGGGGCUUGGAUGGGUGAAAUCGUACCGCACAUUUCGCACUUCUUCGUGGGUUGGCAAGCCCUUGGUACCGCCGAGCGUGUACCUUCGACCCCGAGACGAGAGGAUAUAUGUGAGUUGGAAUGGUGCGACGGAGGUGCACACGUGGAUCCUCCAGGGCCGUGCAGAGAUUCAGACGGGGGCUCGGACGGAUUUAAAUGCGACCCAGGUGGACUCGUACUACGACUUGACCUCUAUCAAGAAAGAAAAAUUCGAGACUUCGUUUCAACUCGAGGCGGACAUGCCACGGUACCUCCGCGUGGCGGCAUUGGAUCGGCAUGGCCGCGUCUUGGGCUACACCGAAAUCGUUGACCGAAAGAUGGGAAAUGCACCAUCAGACGAUGGGUUCCACCUUGUUAUCUCGACCUGUGCUAUGGUUGCCGGACUGUGCUUGGGUUGGUAUCUGUGGAGGAGGCGGAAGUCGGUGCCUGGCAUGCUAGAAAAGUGGAGGUAUCGGGUUCUGUGUUUUUGGCAUAGGAAGUCCAGCAUCAUCAUGAGGAGAAACCCCGACCUUGAAAAGGAGGCAGAACCCCUGCGGACGAGCUGGGAUGAGCAAGUGGACGAAGCCAAGCAAGACGACGACGUCGAAGCUGGCUUGGGGGAUAUGGAGAGAGACACCCGCUUCACGGCCUGA
Cladophialophora immunda is the source of this 1923-nucleotide messenger RNA. RefSeq lists its product as uncharacterized. Lineage: Eukaryota; Fungi; Ascomycota; Eurotiomycetes; Chaetothyriales; Herpotrichiellaceae. The transcript has a single exon. The coding region runs from base 1 to 1923 and encodes 640 amino acids. The record is from RefSeq and is a predicted model, not a curated record.